GCGCGCCAGCAAACGCCAUCGCAGACGAAGUCCAUCCUUGGUCUCAGAAUUAUACAUAAUAGUACAGUGCCUUGGUGUCUAGUUUCUUCCUAAAAAAAUUCAAAACAAAAUAAACAAGAAAUACCUCACGUACCUCACAUCACGCCUUUCGUGCCGGUUGUGGGGUGAACAGUGAACACUAAAACUUGGUUAGUGACUAGUGUUUUAUGUUUCAAGGACUAAUUAGUUAAACUAAGGAAAACUUGCAAAGCGGUUCCUAUUUACAACUCGGUGCGGAUAGAUAGUGGCGGCAGUGGAGUAGGUAUUCUGCGGGCAGCGGCGGUCAUGUCGGACGGCGAAGCUAUCACCAAGCCGGCUCCAGGAAGCGCCCACGACGCCAGCGAUGAAUCAAGUGACCGACGGCAGGGUGCAGAGUCCGACCCCGAGGAGGUGAGGAGCAGGCUGGAGCGCUACGAGGAGGAGCUGCGCGCGCUGCGCUGCCCGCUGCCAGCCGCCGCCGAGCUGCCCGCCGCGCGCUAUCGGCUGCGCGACCUGCUGCCGCGCGUGCUGCCCGCCCUCGAGCGCUACGACACCGCCUUCCUCACCGACUACCUGGCCGUGCUGUGGCGCGAGCGGCCCGCCGAGAUCGAGCGCGUCACCUGCGAUGUGAUGGCGAGCAUCGAGGACGCGCUGCGGCAGCAGGCUGGCGCCGAGGAGGACGAGAGCUGCGCGCUCGGCGAGCAGCGCGUCGUGCUGUGCGCGUUCCUGUGCGCCGCGUGCCUCGCCGACACGCCACGCGUGCGCGACGCGCGCCCCGCACUGCGCCAGCUGUUGCAGGGCACCAGCGAGAAGGAGCGCGAGCUGCUGGCCGAGCUGUGGUGGCGCGCGCUGCCGGCCGCGGCGCUGAUGCAGCUGUCGGACGCCGUGCGCGCGCCGCGCCGCGCCGCGCUGCACGACGCGCCCUCGCUCGCCGAGCUGCUGCUGCGCGCCGCGCUCUGCCGCCUGCCGCCCGACGACAACGGCUCUGCGCCGGAGUGGGAGCUGGGCGCGCCCAAGCUGGAGGACCUGGAGCGCGUGCUGGCGGUGUGGGAGCGGCAGCAGCAGUCCGCGCCGGCGCAGGACGCGGAGCGCGUCAUGCUGUUCGGGCGCGUGCUGGCCGUGGCGCCGCCCGCGCUGCGCCCGCCGCUGAUGCGCCGCCUCGGCGCCGCGCGCCCCGCGCUGCUCGACGACAAGCUCGCCGCCGCGCGCGCCGACAGGAAGGUCGGCGUGUGCAAGCUGCAGAUCCUGUUCGGCGCGGAGGACAAGCUCAACAUCCACAAGCCCAAGACGCCCCUCAAGCACAAAGCCAAGAAACGAUAAUGACUGCAUUAUCCCUUUGUCCUGCACCCAACAAGCUUAGUCACCGGGAGCUACCCGCGCACCACCGGCUGCAGGGGAAUUGGUAUUUACCCACACACCCAUUGUGCUAGGAUCUGGAACUACCAAAAAAACAAAGUAGCAAUAAGUGUAGGCUGUUUUAUUAGCUUUUAUAUAAUAAGUAUCAAAGCUUUAAUAAAAAAUAUCAAAAAAGUA
Molecule: messenger RNA, 1551 nt
Organism: Maniola jurtina (meadow brown)
Lineage: Eukaryota; Metazoa; Arthropoda; Insecta; Lepidoptera; Nymphalidae
Exons: 6
Coding region: 325-1338 (337 amino acids)
Source: RefSeq, a predicted model, not a curated record